Molecule: messenger RNA, 180 nt
Organism: Lathyrus sativus (Indian pea)
Lineage: Eukaryota; Viridiplantae; Streptophyta; Magnoliopsida; Fabales; Fabaceae
Source: the annotation of a GenBank genome assembly
AUGGAAGCAUCGAAGAUGAAUGUUUUUGUGGCGGUUAUGGUUGCUGUUUUGGUGAUAGCUACAAGUGGCGUUUCAGCUGCUGAUUCACCAGCUCCUAGUCCUGCUUCUGAUGCUACUACUCUUUUCGUUCCAAGUGCUGUUGCUUCUCUCAUAGCUCUUGCAUUUGGGUUUCUCUUUUGA